This is a messenger RNA of Aethalodelphis obliquidens (Pacific white-sided dolphin), 1618 nucleotides long. RefSeq names its product synaptotagmin 2 (gene SYT2). The transcript has 9 exons. Gene Ontology annotation, biological process: calcium ion-regulated exocytosis of neurotransmitter; synaptic vesicle endocytosis. NCBI's taxonomy places the organism in Eukaryota, Metazoa, Chordata, Mammalia, Artiodactyla, Delphinidae. The record is from RefSeq and is a predicted model, not a curated record. Gene Ontology annotation, molecular function: SNARE binding; phosphatidylserine binding; calcium-dependent phospholipid binding. Bases 118 to 1374 code for a protein of 418 amino acids. Gene Ontology annotation, cellular component: axon; exocytic vesicle; dense core granule.
CAGCGGGACUCCGGGCCGGGAGCGGACGCCCCCUCGGCCGUCGUCUGCAGCCCGCCGCGCCUCACUUCGGGGAUCCGGGUCUCUCCUGGCUGGCCACCCCGCCGUCCCUCUGCCACCAUGAGGAACAUCUUCAAGAGGAACCAGGAGCCCAUGGUGGCUCCCACCACCACCACCACCACCAUGCCUGCUGAGCCCCUGGACAACUCCACUGAGAGUGGAGGUGCCAGGGAGGGCAAGGGGGACCUGUUUGCCACGUUGAAGGACCGAUUCUUCAAUGAGAUGGUCAAGCUCCCUCUGCCCCCCUGGGCGCUGGGUGCCAUCGCGGUGCUCCUGGGCCUUCUGCUCCUCGCCUGCUGCUUCUGCAUCUGCAAGAAGUGCUGCUGGAAGAAGAAGAAGAACAAGAAGGAGAAGGGCAAGGGCGCCAAGAACGCCAUGAACAUGAAGGACAUGAAGGGUGGCCAGGACGAUGACGACGCCGAGACGGGCCUGACGGAGGGCGAGGGCGAGGGCGAGGCCGAGGAGCCGGAGAACCUGGGGAAGCUGCAGUUCUCUCUGGACUACGACUUCCAGGCCAACCAGCUCACCGUGGGCGUCCUGCAGGCCGCGGAGCUGCCCGCCCUGGACAUGGGCGGCACCUCGGACCCUUAUGUCAAGGUCUUCCUCCUUCCAGACAAGAAGAAGAAAUAUGAGACCAAAGUCCAUCGGAAGACGCUGAACCCUGCCUUCAACGAGACUUUCACCUUCAAGGUGCCCUACCAGGAGCUGGGGGGCAAGACCCUGGUGAUGGCCAUCUACGACUUUGACCGCUUCUCCAAACACGACAUCAUCGGGGAGGUGAAGGUGCCCAUGAACACCGUGGACCUGGGGCAGCCCAUCGAGGAGUGGAGGGACCUGCAGGGCGGAGAGAAGGAGGAGCCGGAGAAGCUGGGUGACAUCUGCACCUCGUUGCGCUACGUGCCCACGGCUGGGAAGCUCACCGUCUGCAUCCUGGAGGCCAAGAACCUCAAGAAGAUGGACGUGGGUGGCCUUUCAGACCCCUACGUGAAGAUCCACCUGAUGCAGAACGGCAAGAGGCUCAAGAAGAAGAAGACGACAGUGAAGAAGAAGACCCUGAACCCGUACUUCAACGAGUCCUUCAGCUUCGAGAUCCCCUUCGAGCAGAUCCAGAAAGUCCAGGUGGUGGUCACCGUGCUGGAUUACGACAAGCUGGGCAAGAACGAAGCCAUCGGCAAGAUCUUCGUGGGCAGCAGCGCCACGGGCACGGAGCUGCGGCACUGGUCCGACAUGCUGGCCAACCCCCGCCGGCCCAUCGCCCAGUGGCACUCACUGAAGCCCGAGGAGGAGGUGGACGCGCUGCUGGGCAAGAACAAGUAGGGGCCGCGGCCAGAGCCGCUGCUGCCUCAGCUGGGCAGCCCUCGAGGCGUCCCUGCCCACCCGUGUGCGGCCGUGCCCUCGCUCCUCUGCCCUCGUCCUCUUUCUAAAGACCCCCUCCCUCCAACGGCGGCUGAGGAGGGCCCCUCGGAGGUGAGAGAAGCCUGGCCCAUCGUCGCCCCGGGAGCUUCCUUGCUGCAUGCCCGCCACCCUCCUCCUCCAAAGCUCCGCCCAGCCCUUACCCCGA